CUUCCAAAACACCUAGCCCCUCUCUCUCUCUCCCCGAACUAUCAAUCUUUCAGUCUAUCUAUCUCUCUCUCUAUACUUUCUAGCACCCACAUUCAUUCCUUGCUUCCUCCUUUUAAAUCACGAGAUCCCCAUCUCUUUCUUUCUUUCUUUCAAUUGGCCUACAUGUCAUCUUCAACGCCAGUUUGGUUUCAUUUCUUAAUGUGUUGCUGGUGGUCAUGUAGUUGGAGGAGCUAACAGACAUUGUUUGAGAGGGAAGGUUAGAGAGAGUAGGAAAAGCCCAGACAGAAAAAUUGAAUCUUUUUUGGUUAUUCGUAUUCCACGAGAAAUGUCGCAUCCAGGGAAGCCCAUACCCGAAAUAGGGUAUGAUUCUCUGUCCGAUCGGUUUCGCGGCGCUUUGAACUUCGAGCAUAACAAGCCGGAUUUCAAGGAACUCGAUCUGGGUUCGCCGGUCUCGCCCUUGAGGACUCGUGGUCCAGGUGGUGGUGUUGGUGGUGGACCCGCUGCCAGUGGGAUUACCACUACAAGCAGCAGCUCUAGUUCCUCUGGCUCUGUUUCUGGAAAGACCGGGAACAACCCAGUUGUGAAGAGGUCCGAUGGAGGUGGGAACAAUCAUUCCGGUGAGCUUUCUGGCUCGAGCGAGAGUAGUCCGACUGCCUCCGAGAGUGUCCGAUCCGCUGCCGCGGCUCGUAAUUCCAAACCGGGUCACAGGAGAUCGAAUUCCGGCGGUGCCCCAUUAAUAUACUCAGGUGGAAGCGUCACCAGUAGCAGUGGUGGCAGUUCGGUUAAUUCGCCGGUUAUGAAUGUUCUUCCUAGUGGGAACAUUUGCCCCUCCGGCAGGAUUCUGAAGACGGGCAUGGCUUGUCGGAGUUCUACUCGCAGUGACGUUUUGGGGUCUGGGACGGGGAAUUAUGGGCACGGGAGUAUAAUGCGGGGCGUUGGUGGAGGGAAAUUGGGCUCCGGCAGUGGAGGGGAAACGACUGGAGGGAAUGUGACUGGGAAUAUACAAUUCGCCGGGGAAUCAAUGAUGGUGAAACGGGCGAUGGCGAGCUCAGAUCCAGAGGAGAUCAAGAGGGCCGGCAAUGAGCAGUACAGAAGAAGAAACUUUGCAGAAGCGCUUUGUUUGUAUGAUCGAGCCAUUGCCAUGUCGCCAGACAAUGCGGCAUGUCGGAGCAACCGGGCAGCGGCAUUGGCAGGGCUUGGUAGGUUGGGCGAGGCCGUAAGGGAAUGUGAGGAAGCAGUGAGGUUGGAUCCUGGGUAUUGGAGAGCGCAUCAGCGAUUGGCGUCUCUGCAUUUGAGGUUAGGCCAGGUUGAAAAUGCCCGGAAACAUCUAUGUUUUCCUGGACAGCAACCAGAUCCUGUUGAGUUGCAGAAAUUGCAGGCUGUAGAGAGGCAUCUGAAUAAAUGUGCUGAUGCCCGGAAGGUUGGCGAUUGGAAAAGUGCAUUGAGGGAAGGUGAUGCCGCCAUUGCUGCUGGAGCAGAUUCUUCUCCUCAGCUCUUUGCAUGUAGAGCAGAGGUCCUUUUGAAGCUCCACCAGCUUGAGGAUGCAGACUCUGGACUAUCGCGCAUUCCCAAAUUCGAAUGGUCUACACCCUCAUGCUCACAGACCAAAUUCUGUGGGAUGCUUGCAGAAUCUUAUGUCUUCUUCGUUAGAGCGCAGGUUGAAAUGGCAUUGGGAAGGUUUGAGAAUGCAGUUGCAGCUGCUGAGAAAGCCGGUCAUCUCGAUCCCCGCAACAUUGAAAUUUCAAUGAUGCUCAGCAAUGUGAGAUUGGUAGCAAGGGCCCGUGCCCGUGGCAACGAACUCUUCAAUUCUGGAAAGUUUGCUGAAGCAUGUUCAGCUUAUGGGGAGGGCCUCAAGUUUGAUCCUUCCAACUCGGUUCUCUAUUGCAAUAGAGCAGCUUGUUGGUCUAAGCUUGGACAGUGGGAGCGAUCUGUUGAGGAUUGUACCCAUGCUCUUAAGAUCCAACCAAAUUACACCAAGGCCCUUCUUCGACGGGCGGCCUCAAAUGGAAAGCUUGAACGAUGGGCUGAAUCUGUAAGAGAUUAUGAAGUAUUGAUAAAGGAACUUCCAGGUGAUAAUGAAGUUGCAGAGGCUUUAUUUCAUGCCCAAGUUGCACUGAAGAAAUCUCGAGGGGAGGAAGUUUAUAAUAUGAAAUUUGGUGGUGAGGUGGAGGAAGUCUCAGGUCUUGAUCAGUUUAGAGCAGCAAUAUCUUCACCUGGUGUUUCAGUAGUCCACUUCAAGGCACCAUCGAACCAGCAGUGCGAGCAGAUUUCCCCAUUUUUUGACACUCUAUGCCAUCAGUAUCCAUCCAUGAAUUUUUUGAAGGUGGAUGUGAACGAAAGUCCAGCAGUAGCAAAGGCUGAAAGUGUGAGGAUUGUCCCUACCUUCAAAAUUUACAAGAAUGGUAGCAGAGUGAAGGAGAUGAUCUGCCCAAGCCAUCAAGUUUUGGAGUACUCGGUGAGGCAUUACAGUCUCUAGAGCAAGCACAUUCUCCUAUUGUCAUUUCCCCCUCUUGCAGCCCACAAUUCCCAACCCAAUGGGAUCUCCCCCUAUGCCCUUUUAUCCUUGCCAAUUCAUACGAGGAUGUUACCAGUUUACUUCGACAAAACCAGUUACAUAAUAAUUUCGUAGAGCCAAAGACCCAAAGAACCCAGAGAGAGGUAGCGUAGUUCUCUUUUGUUGUUUCUAUUUAUUCUUUCCAUUUUCAUUGCUCUCUCUGUUUAUUUAAUCUUCCAUCCAUCAUCCUCUUUUAUUUUUAAUUUCCCCCCCUGUUUAGGCCAGCCUCAUUCUUGUAUCCUCAUCUUCCUCACCAUGAGAAGAAGCUGAGAAAGAUGUACAAUUAGAGCUGGCUCUUUAGUUGAAUUUCAGAGAGAGAGAGAGAGAGAGGUUGGUUGGUAGAAAAUAUUGUGAACAUGUAUAUAUAAGAUAUAUACCAAAUAUUUGAAACCAUGGGAGAGAGAUUGGAUGUCUGGUCUGGUGGGUAUUAUUGGGUUAGAGAGAGGACGAUCCUGAUAAUGCUAUUGAUGUUGUUGCUUCUACUCUACAAUUUCAUGAAUAAAAGUCUCAAUUUUUUCUUGUCUA
Nelumbo nucifera (sacred lotus) is the source of this 3079-nucleotide messenger RNA. RefSeq names its product TPR repeat-containing thioredoxin TTL1-like. NCBI's taxonomy places the organism in Eukaryota, Viridiplantae, Streptophyta, Magnoliopsida, Proteales, Nelumbonaceae. The record is from RefSeq and is a predicted model, not a curated record. Gene Ontology annotation, molecular function: protein binding. Gene Ontology annotation, cellular component: cytoplasm.